CGGAGUAAGGAAGAGUUCAUUAUGGGCAAGGAGCGCUGAACGUGAAGGACGUUCGUACAGGUAAACAACCGUCAGACUGAAGGAAAAGAGGCAAUGGCGACGGCUGAGGGAAUACAGAAUUUCAGGAUUGUCUUACUGGGUGGGAGAUGGGCUGGGAAGAGCUCAACUGGAAAUACCAUUCUCCGCAGAAAGGCAUUUGCAGAAGGGAAACAGACUCUCGUGUGUGCCAGAGAAGAGGGGGAGGUGGCUGGGAGGCGAGUCAGUGUGGUGGACACACCAAGCUGGAAUUGGGUUCCUGCAGAAGACACAUCAGAUGAAGUUAAAGAUGAACUUAAAAGGAGCGUGACACUGUUUGAUGAUGGUGGGCCUCAUGCCCUCCUUAUUGUAUAUCCCAUGGGAUCACCAUUUGUAAAAAGACACAGAGUAGCAGUGGAGGAACACUUGGAGCUAAUCGGUGAGAAUGUCUGGAGGCACACCAUAGUGCUCUUCUCCCGAGGAGACUGGCUGGGAGACACAACCAUUGAGGAGCAUAUUGAGAAAGGAGGGAAUGAUCUAAAAUGGCUUGUAGAGAAAUGUGGGAACAGGUACCAUGUUCUCAACAAUAAGAGUGAUGACAUCACUCAAGUCACAGAGCUGCUGGAGAAGAUAGAGGAGCUGGUGAAAGAAGUCCAUGAGAUGCGGGUCAAACGAAGGAAUAGCAGAGAGCCGCCUCCCAACAUGAGUGCAGAAAUCCCAGCCCCAGAAGUUGGUGAACCUUCAACAGGAGGGACUCCAACUGAAGCUAAAACUGACACUGGUGACACCAAGUGAUUCUAAGGAAGACAAAUCCUUUAUAUUUAAGAUGCUGUGUGGGAGGAGGGAGAAGAUGACAUUUGCUUUUUUGGUAAUGAGUUGAUUUUUUAAGGUGUUUAUGUUGCAUAAAGCUUCCUGUGUUUUAAUAAAACAAAGUAGCAGAACUGUGAUCUGGCCCAAAGCUUGAAUGCUUUCAUUUAAAAAUAUAUAUUUGUUUGAAGUUAAAUAACAUACUUUUAGGCCCAUGUAGUAACCUAUUAUCAAACAGACUGUUAAGCAGCUUUGUUCCCAAAUAACAGGGCUUUAUUAGCAGAAAAACUAUCA
Megalops cyprinoides (Indo-Pacific tarpon) is the source of this 1116-nucleotide messenger RNA. RefSeq names its product GTPase IMAP family member 4-like. The record is from RefSeq and is a predicted model, not a curated record. Gene Ontology annotation, molecular function: GTP binding. Bases 94 to 810 code for a protein of 238 amino acids. NCBI's taxonomy places the organism in Eukaryota, Metazoa, Chordata, Actinopteri, Elopiformes, Megalopidae. The transcript is spliced from 4 exons.